This is a messenger RNA of Canis lupus familiaris (dog), 2399 nucleotides long. It is a transcript of the gene REC8, whose product is annotated as REC8 meiotic recombination protein. NCBI's taxonomy places the organism in Eukaryota, Metazoa, Chordata, Mammalia, Carnivora, Canidae. Gene Ontology annotation, cellular component: cohesin complex; synaptonemal complex. The record is from RefSeq and is a predicted model, not a curated record. The transcript is spliced from 19 exons. Gene Ontology annotation, biological process: synaptonemal complex assembly; mitotic sister chromatid cohesion; replication-born double-strand break repair via sister chromatid exchange. Bases 571 to 2334 code for a protein of 587 amino acids. Gene Ontology annotation, molecular function: chromatin binding; protein binding.
CAAGUGGGCUGCUCGGCGUCCUGGGGCAGAGCGCCCCCAAGCCCAUCCCUGCUCCCCAUUGGCUGUUGUGGGGUCCGCCGCCAUCUAAUGACGAGGGAGGCGCCCAGCCCCGGAGCGCGCGCCCCCUGCGGCGGGAUCUAGCCGCGCCGGGACUGCAGGUGCCCGAGCGGAGUGCAAGGCCCGGGAGCCCGGGAGCCCGCGCCCCUGCGGAGGCCCGCCGCCCGCCCUCGGAGCCCGCCCUCGGAGCUCUGCACCUCCAACCCGGAGCCGACCCGGAAGGCCCCAGUAAGUUCGAAGCAGCCACGCGGCGUGUGACCCCACUCGGGGCGGCAGGCGGGGGCGGCCCCCCCGGCGUGUGUGCAGUCCGCGCCUCGGUUGCCUCCUCGCCUUAAUUGUUUCCCCGCCGCACGUCGGUUCCUUUACCUGGCGUCCUGGGGGCCACCCGGGGUGCCGCCUCUCCAAAGCCUUUGCCCCGACGCUGUCGGGAAGCCCAGUGCCACAAAGGACUCGGAUCGAGACCGAGAUCCAGCGGAGGAGUGGUGGGGACGAGGGUGAAAGCCCGGUGGGACGAUGUUCUACUAUCCCAACGUGCUUCAGCGCCACACUGGCUGCUUCGCCACCAUCUGGCUGGCAGCGACCCGCGGCAGCCGGUUGGUGAAGCGCGAGUAUCUGAAGGUGAACGUGGUGAAGACCUGUGAGGAAAUCCUGGAUUAUGUGCUGGUACGAGUUCAGCCCCCGCAGCCUGGCCAGCCACGGCCCCGCUUCUCCCUGUAUCUGUCAGCCCAGCUGCAGAUCGGCGUGAUCCGGGUCUACUCUCAACAAUGCCAGUACCUCGUAGAGGACAUCCAGCACAUCCUGGAGCGCCUGCACCGUGCCCAGCUGCAGAUCCGCAUUGAUAUGGUGGACACUGACCUACCCAGCCUGCUGCUUCCUAACCACCUGGCCAUGAUGGAGACCCUGGAAGAUGCUCCAGACCCCUUUUUUGGGUUGAUGUCUGUGGAUCCCACACUUCCCAGCCCCUUCAGUAUCCCUCAGAUUCGACACCUCCUAGAGGCUGCAACCCCAGAGAAAGUUCUUGAGGAGGCCCCUCCUGAAGUCCCCAUGGAGCCUCCGAAGCCAGACAGGAUCCCGGUCACUGUGCUGUCUCCAGAGGCCAUCACCCUCCAGGAGGCGGAGCCAAUCCGCAUGCUGCACAUCGAGGGUGAACAGGACCUCCCAGAGAUCAGCCGCCGAGACUUGGACCUGCUGAUUGCCGAGGAAGACGAAGCUAUCUUGUUAGAGGAGCGACUAGGCAGGCCUCUCCGGCCUCGUAGGGCCCCUCCGCCAGUGGAUGUAUCCAAGGAGGAGCCCCGGGCUCUUGAGGGGGAGGCCGAAGUACCCCCACUCUCACCUGCAGCUCUCACACUGGUGGAAGGGGUUGCAGAGCCACUUCCUGUCCUGGUCCCGGAGGAGCUGAAGCCAGAAGGCUGGGAGCCCGAGGCCCUACCUACUGAGGUGACCCCUCCUCUGGAGCUGCGUCUGCCAGCCCCCCUCAGCCCAGAGAGGCGGCCUCCAGUGCCCCCACGUCCUAGGAUCCCACCCGCUCGUCGCCGCCGCCGCCAAUUAUUGUUCUGGGACAAGGAGACUCAGAUCUCCCGGGAGAAAUUCCAGGAACAACUGCAAACCAGAGCCCACUGCUGGGAGUGUCCAAAGGUGCAGCCUCUGGAGAGGACCAUCAGAAGCCCCACAGAGCUAUUCCAAACCCCGACUCACUCUGGCUGGCUGCCCCCAGAACUGCUGGCUCUCUGGACCCACUGUGCACAGCCACCCCUCGGAGCACUCAGGCGAAGGCCACCUCCGGAGCCUGAGGAGGAAGAAAGGAGGAUGGAAACCCCAAGUGAUAUCGAGGUCCUGAGAGAGGCCCAGGAGCCCAGUGGGCCCCUCAUGCUGUCUUCAGAGCUCUCUCUAGAAACGGCUGAGGAAGAGAAGUCCCGUGUCAGCCUCAUCCCCCCGGAAGAACGGUGGCCCUGGGCUGAGGCAGAGCAGCCAGAGGCCCCUGUGUUGCCUGUGGUGCCUGAGGUCCCUGAAAUGCCCCUGGAGUUGCCUUUGGAGCUGCCCCCGGAGCCCAAGUUGCUGUCGCUGGAGGCCGUGUACAGGGCUGUAGCCCAGGAGCUGCAGGCCAACAGGGAGCCUGAUUUCAGCAGCCUGCUGUCCCCCUUCAGCCCCCGCUGGAUGGCCGCCCGGGUCUUUUACUUGCUUCUGGUGCUUGCAGCCCAACAGAUCCUUCGCCUGGAGCAAGAGAAACCAUAUGGGCGCCUCCUGAUCCGGCUGGGGCCUCGAUUCCAUUGUGGUUAGAACUAAUUAUAAAGCCACCGGGAAAUUGGCUAUAUUAAACUACGUCUUCCUGCCUCUGUUCUCAA